GCAGUGUGCACGUUUCCUCGCGAAGGUGCUGUGUGCGAUACGGGCCGAUACUCAGCGAUUCAGUUAUAGACGCUCUCCCUCUCCUGAACAACACAAACAUCUGUUGUCGAAAUGGCUGAUAUUGGAAAGUGGACGGCCGGAGGGAGCUAUGGCCCCGUCCUUACGCAAACCGAUCUCUACCUCCUCCAAACCGAGCUUCAGCUCAACCCGAUCCUCGAGGGCAACUCCGCCUUCCACCUUCUCUUCAACAUCCGCGACGGCCAGACGGGCGGCUUCAACCCCGAGGAUCGCGGGCACGACCUGCCCUUCACCGCCAAGGACGAGCCCGCGACGCUUCCCCGCGUGACCGAUCUGAUCAUCAUCAGCGAGCUCACCCCCUGGUGCACGAUGGUGCACAACGAUCGCGGCGUCACCAUGAGCGACGUCUGCACCAGCCUCUGGAAGGAGUACACGGAGAACUUCAUCACGGAGGGCGAGUUCGCCUGCCUCGCCCCGCGGGUGCAGGAGCAGGUGAAGCGGACUGCAUCGCACGGCCAGGGCGGGGGGAACUGGGGAGGAAUGUACUACACCCCUUCGUCUGCUCCGAACCGGUACAGGCGCGUCGAUUGGCUCCGUGAUAAAGUGUACUUUGAGACGCUCCAGCGCAAGGAUGGCUAUGCGAUCUCCCGUCUGGGCUUCAAGGCACCGAACAUCUUUGUGAUGAGCCUGACUUCGUGAAGCGCUGGUGAUGGCAUAUGUGAUGUUUCAGAUCUAUACUUUUAUUUUCUUGCUUUAUGUCGUUUCUAUAUCUUUGCUCUGUCGAUACCUUCUAUCUCGUCUUGUAGGCCUGAAAUGCAUCCAUGUACUAGCUUUGCUGUAAUCUUAUCUUGGUGACGGAGAUAUCUCGUACCC
Messenger RNA from Coniophora puteana RWD-64-598 SS2, 891 nucleotides. RefSeq lists its product as uncharacterized. The record is from RefSeq and is a predicted model, not a curated record. Lineage: Eukaryota; Fungi; Basidiomycota; Agaricomycetes; Boletales; Coniophoraceae. The transcript is spliced from 6 exons. The coding region runs from base 112 to 717 and encodes 201 amino acids.